Styela clava is the source of this 8500-nucleotide messenger RNA. RefSeq lists its product as uncharacterized. The record is from RefSeq and is a predicted model, not a curated record. NCBI's taxonomy places the organism in Eukaryota, Metazoa, Chordata, Ascidiacea, Stolidobranchia, Styelidae.
ACGAAAAAAGGUCUCUUCCCAUACUUCAUUUUAUUCAAAUCAUAAGAUAAAGCCACACAUACUACGUUAUUGAAUUGCUAUAAGAAAGAGUUGCAGUAUGUACGAUACAGCCAAUCAAUCAUAUGCAACGGUGAUCUUCGUCCGUUUUUUCUUCACGUCGAACGAAGUACGUUUCAACCAAUGAUGCCGAGGCAAUAGUUCAGACGUACGUAGGGUAUGACUGGUGGGCUUUGCCUAUUAGUUAUGGAGUUGAAGAUUGAAGCGUUUCAUUCCUACAUUUUGAGUCAGAUGCAAAAAGUUAAACAAGAGAGGCGUUUCGCUAGUUACCGGCAGAGGUGAGUUUCGACUUCUGGGAGGACAUUAUUUUAAAAUGUUACACAAAUAUCGUUUACGUGAUAUUGGUGAGCAAUGUGAAGAAAGUCUACUUAAUAUAUUUGAACUUAUCUAUUUGUUGAGGCUGGGCGGCUUUGAUGAAAAAUAAUGAUAGGCUGAUUGUAUUCCUCACCGGUGAAUUAAUCAUGAAACAACGCACUCUGGUAUUCCGAAAGGCGUUGUUAAUUCCACGCAUAGUAACGGCUACUCCGCCAUAACAUGCAAGUCGCCCUCAUCACAUUUCUCUGUGGAUGGAUUUAUUUUUAGAACAGCUGCUACUGAACUCCUCGCUGCAGCGAAAAUGUACGUCAUAAAUGAGAAACGGUCACGAUUGGUUGCGACGCAAAUACAUAUUCAUCCGCUGGCUUACAACAAUCGUGUUUACGCCUGUGUGUUUUCACCGUGAAAUCAGCUGUUUUGUACUAACGAGGAUUGAAGAAAAAGGUGUUUAACACAAUAAUGCAUUUAAUAACUUCGCAACGUCAUAUAAUCUUUUUUCGCGAAUUGACCAAUUCUCUCCAGCGCAAUUCUGAUUCAGGACCCCCCCUCCCAAGGCCUGCACUUGAGAAAACCGUGGUUGCUCACACUCAUUUCUGCAUCCAAAACUUUUAUAUAAUCUUUUGCAAGUUCAACUGUAUUGCAACACUUCGGUUUACGCCCGUUGUCUGUCGCAAAGGCUUACUUUUUGUAACCAUAUCGCAUACGGGGCCAGCUCACAAUAAGGUAUGAAAAUGUUUCGAUAACUUACAUGAGGCUAUGAAAUAAAUCAGCACGUUUCAAAAAAAAUCCAUGGAACGAACUGUCGUGAACCAGAAAAAAGCAGUUGAUGGCGUAACCAAUUUCUCUCGACGACUUCAUCCUCACUUUGGAUAUGGAAUUUGGGCCGUGAAUCUGUUGUAUGUGUCCGUUUUGGGAAGAGAAAUUAAAUCACCAUACCUUGCACAUGGGGUUCAAAGGAACAUUUAUGUCGCAUUUUAGCAAAACUCAUUAUAAGGAAAAUUUUAAUACAGAUUUAAUAGCCUUUUUGCAACUUCACACCUCAAAUGCACUGUCAAAAACCCUUGUCGUGCUGCCGCGCGUAUUGCUCUACUUACAACGGCGGUUGUAUGUUACGCUAUGUGAAACGGCCGCGAAAAGGCGCUCGCCGCCAUCUUGGAUUUUUCGCUUUGGUCACCUUCCUCCAUGAUAAAUACGAAUUUGCUGAGAACUAAUAAUAUAGCAAAAGUGAUGGAUUUAAUGUGGAAUAUUGAGCUCAGUGAUGGAAAAGAUGAUGGACUUCAUAUCUUUCUUUGAGGAUUUUAAUGAAUUAAUAUCCUUGAAGGAUUAUUCUACAUUCGAAGGAAUAAAGUAUUUAUUCUGGUUGUGGAAUAUUUCUGUAAAGUUUGACUACUAUCUGCAGCGAUGGACAAUGAGGACAACUCACAGAGAGAACAAAUUUCACUGUAUGGGCUCUUUGGGGAUUCUUCCACCACAUUGCAAGGUCUGAAUGAUCAUCUGUCCCCAUCAUUGUUGCAGCAGUCUCCACCAUGUGGUAGCACAACCUUUUCUGUCUCUUCAACUUCUGGAAGAUCGAUUGUAACAUCUCCAUUGAAGUUACAGUCGAAUGGAAUUCAACAACAAGUAUUUCUGUCCGACUUGGCAGAUCGUUCUCCAAGUGCAGGUAGUGUUACUGUCGCAUCCUUGUGCAGUCAUGUGUCCUUUGACAAUUUGCGCUGUACGAACUUGGUCAAUAUAAAAGGAAAAAGGCUUUGCAGUCAACAUUUUGGUGCUGAAAUGACUGUAACAACAACUGGAAUGAAUAAACCUUCACUUGGUCAGCCGAUACCUUCAAAUUUGCUCAAACAAACAGUGACAUUUGCAUCACCGAUUAAUGUAUCAAAUGCGAAAUGUGUUAUGAAACCUUUGUCAAUUUUAAAACCAGUUUCUGCAAUUGUUCAGAAGGCUGGAGGAGUAGAUGUUCCAGACAAGGCAGGUUUCGGUGGAUCCAAUAUAACUUCCAAAGAUAAAAUAUCCAAAUACUGUGUUGUUAGGAAAGUUGGACAACAAAUUACAGUUCCCAACAGAAUGCCUGUCAUGAAAAUGUCUGAAGCAAACAAAAUGAAAGCUUUCAAAACGGUUCCGGUAUCUACAACCAAUCUCACCCAGUUUGCUCAAACAAAUGAUCAGAAAUCUCACACUGUUGUCAACUCUCAGCAACCUCUUCAGGCUGUUCGUCUGAAUGUAGUGAAAAACUCAACAUCAAGUAGUGUAUUUCCGUAUUACAAGAAAGUUGAAUCAAGUGCGACGAAGGCACAGACACACAGAGUUAACUCUUUUCCAAAGAGCCCCACUCCUACAAGUAUUGGAAGUAGCAUUACUCAAACUCCAAAUAAGGUGUCAACUCAGUCUGUUGUUGUGGAUGAAAGUACGUUGAAAAAACUUGUUGAUGUGUUGAAUUCUCGCAGUGACAUGUCAACACAGCAACAAAUAUCAUUACUUCGAUCCAUGGGUAUAACGGUCGUCCAGGCUCCAUCCCAUACUAACAAUAUGACCAUGAUGUCUCAAAAAAAACCAUCACCUUCUAUUAACAUUCAAGCAAAGAAGGUUAAUGUAAAGAAGAAGAUUGUGCAUCCUAAUAUGGGAGCAUACGCCUCAUCACUUCAAACUUCUACAUUGAAAGGGACAGGCAGCCCAAUCUUGUUUAAAAUGGGGAAAGUUGCUUCAUCUGUCUCAGCUUCUAAAACAAACUUCAUAUCAAAUAUACAGACAAUUGAUGGAGGAUACACAGUUCAACAACCGAAUUUAGAGAGAGCAAGCAUUUCUGAGGAAUUUAAGGAAAAGAAGACUGCUGGUAAAGUAGCUGUCAAAAGGAAACAGAAGCCUUCCGACAUGAUUCAGUCAAAGAAAAGCAAACCUAUGCCCGCUACAGCUGUGUUAAAGCAACUGAAACCAAACGAUAAACAAAUUACAAACUUGCAGAAAAAAGGAAAAAAUGUUAAGUCACUGAAAAGCAAGAAACAGAAAACAAUACCGACUUCUUCACAAGAUGUUGCUUUACAAAUGUUUCUGUCUUGUAAUAAAUCUAUUGAACUACCGACUGUACCACAUGGUGCUCCUCGUUCACUCUAUAAGCUGGCCAAGUAUAUUAGUGGCUUGACGUUUUUAAAACAUGACUUGUUUCUCACAAACUAUGUAACGACUGAAUCCGGUGUUGAAACAGAUAAAUCUAAGACCUUGAAACACAGACUAUUGAAAAAGCAUGUUAUGAAACGGAAAUUUGUAGCCUCAAGAUCAAAACCAAAAGGUCAUAAGAACGAUUUAAAAAGUUUGCAAGAUACAAAUUUUCUCAAAGCUUAUGCGACUUCACAAACAGUGUUGAAUUCAUACUCGCUCACAAAAUGUACUUCAAGUUUGAAAGCCACUGUGCACCAUGAGAAAUUUUUAGAGGAUUCCAAGAAUGAGAAAGAUUUCCAAUCGGAAUUAGAGGCACUAUCACAAAAUGUUGUUGAGAAUUCCAACAAAGUUGGGGAUCUGACUUGUGAUCCAGAUUUAGCAAUGGAUGAGGAAGAGAAGAUUUGUUAUACAAUUCACACUCAACAAUUGAGAGAUAUAUAUAAGAAAUUAGAAGAACAGUUAUGCAGAGAUAAAAGAGAGCUUGAACUUGUGAUGGAUGCUUACAAAGAUGAUGAAAAUAUGACUGAAAGAUACUUGAAGUCUACUCUGCAAUCUGAUGCUGCUAAUUUAACACAAUCUUCUGCAAUCAAGAAAAGAAAACGAUGCCAUCUUUCUGUUAACAAUGCACUGUGUUGUGAUGCACCUGCUUUACCAUAUGCACUGUAUUGCAAAGAGCACAUAUGGCAUUGUCCGAGCCAAUGUCUGUAUAAAUUAAAUCAGAGCAUGCAACCAACAGCUGAUAUUGUUCCUGAACCUUUGAUAUUGGUUAAAAAAGUAAGAAAACGGACAAAAUUGUUACCAUUGACUAAGAAGCAUAAAAAGAAGAAAAAGAGAAAAAUUGAAGACAAUGAAAGUCACGAGCUUGUUCAGGAUCAAGCACAAAAGCAAAUUUCCUCAUCAAAGGAAAUAAACCAGACUGAUUCUUCACCUUUGAAAGCAUCAUCAGCCAUAGUAACAGACAUGAGAAUUGAAGCCUCAAAACUUUGCGAUAAGGGAUUACUCACUAACAUUGAUGUUUCGGAUUUGGAUGAUACCAAACCAUCCGACACAAGCGAAGAGGAUUUGCAUUAUUUGACUGGUCAUGAAAUAAUGUUAAAUGGAGUUUUCGAUAAAUUACCAGAAGAUCCUCAAGAUUUUGAUUUUUUUACCACUGAUAAGGGUGCUGAAGAAUUAGAACGUGCUUUGCUUCUUGAUGCAAGUUCCCCUACUCCCGAUCACGAAGAUAAUAAGUUCGAAAUACCAGUUGUGUCAGAAUCUACACCAAAACCAACGUGGUCUCCUGUUUCCAAAAGUGGAAGCAAUAAUAACAAAUUGGCGCAAGAAGAUGUACCAGUGGUUGUAUGUGUUGCACCACGAUCUAACAAUACCAACGAACAGCCUCCUCCCAUUGAGGAUUUCAACCAAUCACAAUGUGUACAUUAUACGUUUGGAAGUAGUUCAGUUGCAACUACUAAUAAAAAGACAAACACAGGUGACAAUUUCACUACGGAGGAAGAGUUAACUUCUUCACUCAUUUCUGCCGAGGAGUUGCAGGAUAUUGAAGGAGUACUGGAAAGCCUUCAAAAGGACGCAGAAGACAUCAAUUCUCCCAAACUACCGUCGUCUCCUGCCAUUGAUCAAUACACAAGCAUGCUUGCCAGACAGCUUUCUCAGGAAGUGGAAACUGAAUCUCUGAAGCAAUUUUCAUCUUCUCGACAGUCACCUUCACUUUUUAAUGUUCCCAAAGAUUCAAGUCCGUCCAGUUUGACAAGAACUUACAGCCUUCCUCUAACAAACAAUAAUAACAGACUUCAAUCUGCAACUUUGAGUGGAUCUAUUGCGGAUAAACAGACUUCUGUUCCCAAAACAUCAACAACACGUUAUAUUAGUAACCUCAAUUCGAAUGGUUCGACUGAUACUGGCGAUCUGGUUAAUGGUCAACCAUCCGCUAUCAUUUCCACAGUAUCCCUUGGACUAAAACCACAAAGUACUGCAUCUGGGUCAUCACAACGUUUCACACAAACUUCUUUACAAAAUCUUAAUAUGUCGACUUCUAGUCUGCUUCCUUCACACAUGCAAUCAACUCCUUCAAAAGCUUCUGUUGGAUCUAGACAAGCUGUGACUCAAGUUCGUUUAGACAUGACAUCAAAAUCAUCUUUGAAGACCACUGCUAAUAAGUUGACAAGCACUCCUGAAACUCCUCGUAAACUCGCAAAGAAAAUUCCACGACAAGUAACUCAAACCGUUUUGAGUCCAUCAGGUGGUGGUGUUUUAUCGUCUAGUAAAAAUCCUGCUCCGUCAUCCACUAUAUUGACAAAUCCUGUGUUGCCAGUUACUCUCAUGCAGAGUGCGUCGCAGAAUGGAAACGUCAUCAAAGUCAUUGUUCCACCUGGCACCAUGGUAAACAACAGUGGAGGUCAACAGAAUAUGCUACUUAUACCAGUCAGUGCAUUGAUGAAAUCUAAUAUAGUUUCUGGAAGUCAAAACAUUCCAAUCGCAAACAAUAGUUUGUCAACGAGCCACAAUCCACCAACCUCUGGGUCAUCGGUGAAAACACAACUCUCAAGUUUACAGGCGGGUCAGCAAUUUUUUGUCGUCAACAAUGCGUCGGCAUCGUUGCAGUCACAGAUUGCAUUGGUACACAAAACAAACAAUGCUUCACCAGUUGUAGGACAGCGGGGCUUAGUUCUGAAAACAUCAAACACUGCUGGGGUUCAACAAAACAUUCUAAGCAUGAUAGGUCAGAAGGCUUCCCAAACUUUGUCAAAACCUGUCCCAUGCAAUAUUAAACCUAAUGUCAAUGCUUUCAUGAAGCAAAACAAGGGCAAUCAAUUUGGACAAACAAACAUUGGAAUCCCUUCUGGUGUUACGAUUGAAGCGAAUCGACUCUGUACAUCGUCAGGAUCGUUGAAGGCCGUGCAUCCAACCACGACACCCACAAGUAAAUCUUCAACUUCUCUCCAAGCGAAAGUCGUCAAUUCAACUUUUCUGAAACAAACUCCACCACGAAUGCAGCAUGUACGAAGGAUUCGAAAUACAGUAAAGAAAGUGGCCAAAGCCAAAUUCGAUCCUAUCACUAAGAAAUACGUACAAGGAACAGUGGCGACCACAGACUCGACACCUGUCUCUGCCACAACGACCGAAACAUUAUCGCAAAGCAUGAUGAAAGUGCAGCAAAUUGAUUCGGUUUUGUCUUCACUCAAUUCGUUAAAAUCAACCCCGAGAAUCGCUCAGACAAAUAAUGUUGGAAAUCGUUAUGUAGAUGGCAAUGGGCACUGGUUGACGAAGACUGUCGUUUUUCCCACCACGCAGAUUUCUCAGAAAUUUGUAGCCAGUUCAUCAAAAGUCUCCCAAUCGACAUCUCAAAAACUUUCGGCAACCUUGGCCCAAUCUUCUAAAAAUGCUUUAUUACUGGACAAAGCCAAUAAUAACUUGUCAUCGGUGUCUUCCAAAGUCUUACAAGGGAAUGCUGACAACUCAACGGUAUUUCAAAAUAGAGUAAAAAGUGUUAUAUUAGAGAGUGAAGCCAAUACGUUGAGUGGCUCGAUAUCCAAUGUUCCUAAUGGUGCCAACACCAGCACGUCUGUCAGCAGCGGAACUGUUCAUUGGAACCAAACUACCACUGCUGGCCCACAGAUAGCUCAGACAUUGACACUACCAGUAUAUAUAACCGGUUCACUUAACGCUGGAAAUUGGACAUCAGGCCUGAAUGCCAUUAAUGGAUCAAUUGCUGGAACAACUGUGCCGAUAUUGCUUCCUGCACAAAAAAUUACCCCUGGUUGCCAGAUCCCACAGAGAGUUUUCUUGGGGAACUUGGGAUCUCUUGCCCUACCUGCUUCCAGAAUUCACACAAACUCUUCGAAUUCACAAGUUUCAAGAACUCAAAAUCAAUCUAAUAGUAAUUGCGGAAACCCGAGCAUUAUAAGUUCAUUUACCUCAAAUAACGUUGCAACUACUCUUGAAUCUCUAAACAGAAAUGAUACUAUAAAAACAAAUUCAACAGCAACAAGUGUUACAGCUGUUGUCGGUACUACAAUGUCUGCUAAACAUUCUGUGGAAAACAGUUUGGAGCGUGGAAAUGUAAAAAAAAAUAACAAUGGCUUUAUAAGCAUUUCAAACGCUAAUUCUAAAAUUUUUCAAGCUAUUACGCAAACUGUAAAGUCGAGAAUGGGGAAUUCUAUGGCGGUGUCAAAGUCUGAAAAAGAUUCUUUGUCAACAUCCACCGCUAUCAGUUUUCAAAUACCUGUAACUAAUAUGACAAGAACAGUUAAUUUGUCCACUGCCUCCAAAAUAGAUUCCCCCUUGAUUUUAAAUGGUCAGCGAUCCAAAACAACAGCUUCUGAAAAUGGCAACGUCAAAUUGAUAAAAUCAAAGGUGGAAGGUACCAAAGAGUCCAUAAUCCGAGAAGAAUUACAUAUUAAAAAGAAAAGUGGCCGAAAAGCUAGCCAUGACACAAUACUCCAUGAUCCUUUAAUGUUUGAUCCCACCAUUCUAGAUGCUGAUUCUGACUCUUCUGAAAAUUGAAGUUUUCAAAAUCAUAUUUCAUGAGAUGAUGUAGAGCUCUUCUAUCGUUGUUUUUUUACUAUUCCUCUUCACAUUGAUGUUCAUGUCUAGCGUGAAUGAAACUGCAAUGUUAUUUUUUUCCCAUAAUUUUUAGUAAAUCUACAGCUUUUUUGCUGGCUUAUCCCUUGUGUGCAUAAAUUAUCAUGUUACUAUAUAUAAUAUGCUAGUAAAAUACAUGAAGAUAAUGGCGCAUUUUCUUCCGCUCUAAAACAAGUAUGAAAAUGUUAGUGUUUAUGCCAGAGCCUGGAGAAUAAUGCAAAUAUUAUGGUGCUACUCUCGUGCGACGUGAUCCUAUAUUUUUUUAGUUACUAUUUUGUUCUUAAUGUCAUUUCGUGUCAUGGACUCAAAUAGAAAACAUCGCUCUUGAGUUUCUUUCCAUGUCUGAUAUAUUGAUUAUCAUUAUCAUGAGAAUAAAUGCCGGUGCAAUAUUGGA